Molecule: messenger RNA, 476 nt
Organism: Penaeus chinensis
Lineage: Eukaryota; Metazoa; Arthropoda; Malacostraca; Decapoda; Penaeidae
Product: cytochrome c oxidase subunit 7A, mitochondrial-like
Exons: 4
Coding region: 1-351 (116 amino acids)
Biological process (GO): regulation of oxidative phosphorylation; mitochondrial electron transport, cytochrome c to oxygen; mitochondrial respirasome assembly
Source: RefSeq, a predicted model, not a curated record
AUGAGCUUAGAGCACUGUUACCAUGUAAAAGAUGUAUUCAAGGCGAGAACAGUUACAAAUAGUUAUGAGAUCCUUGAUCCACUUCUUGCCAUAAAGGCAAAUAUGCAAGCUGCUGUCCGCACCUUCACCUCCAGCUCAGCUCGCCGAGCUGCCACAGAAGUUCACCCUGGCUAUGGCAAGAUCCGCACUACCAUGAACAAAUUCCAGGUUGACAAUGGAAUGCCCAUCCACCUGAAGGGAGGUGUUUUCGACAACCUUCUGUUUGUAAGCACCUGUGUACUCAAUGCCAUUGGUCUUAGCAUGACUCUGGGAUUCGUGUAUGAUAUGAGUUUCCCCAAGAAGGCUGUUUAAAUACUUGAUAGAAGAGAAUAAAUAUUUAUAUCAUCCUUCAACAAGAAUAAUCUCGUGUAUAUAUGUCUGCCAUUGGCGUUAUCAUAAAACUGUACAUGUCAGAUCAAUAAAUUUUAGAAAGGGAA